UUCUCUUUUCUCUCACUUGUUCAUUUUAUCUACACGAGAACACUGGACGGACGAUAGAUAACCAUAUAUAUCUUCUUCAAAAACCAGAUAUCGAAUGAUUGAAUAGCUUCUCCAACCAGAGCUAUCGAGACGAGAACAACGUUAAUGGAGUCUGGAAGGAACUUGCUCGCUUCAGCACCGCCAUUUCCAGCGCGAAACAAUGUUAAGAAUUGCACUUCUUCAUCGUCCUCAGUUCUAAUGCUUCAUGAUCAAGCAGUUCCAGCUUUUAGUAAUGCAUCAUCCUCUUCUUCAUCACGUCACGAUGAGAAUAGAGCUUUCUUCCAAGAGUUGAAGGACAAUAGAGUCUCCCAUAUGCUAGAGAUGAGGAAAAAGAAUUAUAGGCCAUUGGAGGAUGAGGAAGAUGAGGAGGAUCAGUAUGUGAAGGAUUUUCAAAGCCAGUUGCUCAGUGCACCCGACUUUAUGCAUUUAUUGCAGUCGCAGGAAACACCUAAUUCAUCACCUUUGCGUAAUGAAACAAAGCAGGUCAAGGAUUUUGAGCCUGGUAAUGUAGUUGCACUUGCAAAAAAAGCUUUGUCAGCCUCCAAGCAAGCAGCAUUGUUAUGCGCGGAUUUGAAAUCAUAUGAAAUUGAUGCAGAAGUUGCUUUAUCUGAUGAUUCAAGUUUAUUAUCAGAAAGUUUGCCAGAGUUUCUACAGGGAGAGAAAGUGGUUAGAUCAACCCGCCUAUUAGAGAGGCGAUCUAAGAGACAGACUGUGUCAAAACCAAACAUCACCAACUCUUUGAAUGUGAAUCCAAGAAAAACGAGGGAAUCAUUUGACCCGAACGACGGCUUGAGGAGGUUCUUAUUGUGUCAAGACACUAAGCAACUUUUGACUCCAAAAGAGGAAUCUGAUUUGAUUGAUCAUAUACAGAAUUUAAUGAAACUAGAUGAAGUGAAAAGUAGACUACACACACAGUUCAACCGAGAUCCAACGCCUUCUGAAUGGGCUGAGGCCACUAAUCUUACAUCUCGGGAAUUGAAGUCAAUAAUUCAUUUGGGUAAUAGCAGCAGGGAGAGGAUAAUAUUAGCCAAUCUAAGAAUGGUGGUUCAUAUUGCUAAGCAGUAUCAGGGCCGUGGUCUCAACCUUCCCGAUUUGUUGCAGGAAGGGAGCAUGGGUCUUCUGAAAAGUGUUGAGAAGUUCAAGCCACAUAUAGGUUGCAGGUUUGCCAGUUAUGCAUACUGGUGGAUAAGGCAAUCAAUUAGGAAGGCCAUUUUUCAACACUCGAGAACGAUCAGACUGCCAGAUAACGUGUACGCGCUUCUGCACAAGGUAGCAGAAGCAAAGAGAUCUAUAGUUCGAGAAGGAAAUCAUCAGCCAACUAAAGAGGAGAUAGCAAUACGAUCUGGAAUUACAAUGGAUAAAUUAGACAGUUUAUUAUUUUCAUCGAGAAACCCUCUUUCGAUUCAACAAGCUAUAUGGACAGACCAAGAUGCUACAUUCCAGGAAGUCAUUGCAGACACUUCUAUCGAGACCCCAGAUGUGAGCGUGACGAAGCAGUUGAUGAGGCAACACGUUCAUCGACUUUUGGGCAGCCUAACACCUCGAGAGAGAAGGAUAGUUCGGUUAAGAUAUGGAGUUGGGGUGGAAAGCGAGAAACCAAGAUCGCUUCAGGAAAUUGGCGAUGGUCUAGGGUUGUCUAAGGAGAGGGUGCGACAGAUCGAGAGCAGAGCUUUCUAUAAGCUUAAGCAAAACCUGAGUGGCCAAGGGCUUGAUGUUUAUGCCAAUUUGGUAACAUAGAUAGAGACUUAUAUUUGUUAUUCCAAAUUUUAAUUACUUUCAAUUCAUUUGCUGA
Molecule: messenger RNA, 1831 nt
Organism: Impatiens glandulifera
Lineage: Eukaryota; Viridiplantae; Streptophyta; Magnoliopsida; Ericales; Balsaminaceae
Product: RNA polymerase sigma factor sigF, chloroplastic-like
Exons: 8
Coding region: 145-1776 (543 amino acids)
Biological process (GO): regulation of DNA-templated transcription; DNA-templated transcription initiation
Molecular function (GO): DNA-binding transcription factor activity
Source: RefSeq, a predicted model, not a curated record